GUCCUGUGUUUCGCAGUGUGUGUGUGUGUGUUAGCAGUAUUUUAUUCUCUUCUAGUACAAGCCUGCAUUUGUUUUAGGCUUUAAUUAAGCCUUACCUUCGUCCUGCAUUGGUUUGUUAAACCCUUUCAUUCUUAUCUCCUGCUACUUUCUUGUAUCAACAUUACUAAUUAAAAACUUUCAGGACAAUAUUUUGUAUACAAGUUUAAGGAAGAGUUUCAUGGCUGAUUCAGAUAGAGAAAAGGAGCUCAAGGCUUUUGAUGACACAAAACUUGGUGUGAAAGGACUUGUUGAUGCAGGCAUCACCAAGAUACCUCGCAUUUUCCAUCAUCCACCAGAUAACUUCAAGAAGGCCUCAGAUUUAGGCUAUAAAGAUUACACUAUUCCUGUUAUAGACCUCGCAAGCAUUCGUGAAGAUCUGAGAGAACGCGAAAGGGUUGUUGAGAGAAUCAAAGAAGCAUCAGAGACAUGGGGUUUCUUUCAGAUUGUGAAUCAUGGCAUCCCUGUGAGUACUCUUGAGGAGAUGGUAGAUGGGGUGCUAAGGUUUUUUGAGCAAGAUAGUGAGGUCAAGAAGGAGUUUUAUACUCGUGAGCUAAGACCAUUUUUUUACACUAGCAAUUAUAACUUAUAUACUACUGCUCCAACUACUUGGAAGGACUCUUUCUACUGCAAUUUGGCUCCUAAUGCCCCUAAGCCAGAAGAUUUGCCAGCAGUAUGCAGAGACAUACUGGUGGAAUACUCAAAUGAAGUAUUGAAAUUGGGGACUUUAUUAUUUGAGUUAUUAUCAGAAGCUCUUGGUCUGGAUCCAACUUACUUAACCAAUAUUGGUUGCACUGAGGGGCUUUUUGCUUUUAGCCACUACUAUCCUGCAUGUCCUGAACCAGAAUUAACUAUGGGAACAGCAAAGCAUUCUGAUAUGGAUUUUAUUACAGUGCUCUUACAAGGCCAUAUUGGUGGCCUCCAAGUUUUUCAUAAGGACAUGUGGAUUGAUUUACCCCCUCUAACUGGGGCCCUAGUUGUUAACAUCGGUGAUUUUUUGCAGCUUAUCUCAAAUGACAAAUUCAAGAGCGCUCAGCAUAGAGUACUGGCCAAUCCUAUAGGUCCAAGGGUGUCUAUUGCAUGCUUUUUUAGCACAGGUCUUAAUCCAACUUCAAGGAUUUAUGGUCCCAUCAAGGAACUUUUAUCUGAAGACAAUCCUGCAAAAUACAGAGAAUUUACCGUUCCUAAAUUUUUAGCUCACCACAGAACAAAAUGUCUGAAUGGUACUUCUCCACUACUGCAUUUCAGGAUUUGACUAGGAAAAUGUCGGUAAAAGAUUCCAUAACCUUAUAUCAUUACCUUUGUUUCAGAGAAUAAUUAUGUUGUUGAAUUGUAGAACUUUCAUUGCAUAAAUUUCUUGAGAAUUUUCAAUGAAAAGUUGGUGUUGAGGAGAUAGCUUGGCGUUUUUGUCAAUUGAUUAAAGUCAUUGGACUGAAUUAUAUAAUUAUUUACAUGGGAAAUUAUAUUGACAUUGAA
This is a messenger RNA of Glycine soja, 1512 nucleotides long. RefSeq names its product 1-aminocyclopropane-1-carboxylate oxidase homolog 1-like. The coding region runs from base 218 to 1291 and encodes 357 amino acids. The record is from RefSeq and is a predicted model, not a curated record. The transcript has 4 exons. Lineage: Eukaryota; Viridiplantae; Streptophyta; Magnoliopsida; Fabales; Fabaceae.